Anisakis simplex (herring worm) is the source of this 204-nucleotide messenger RNA. The record is from the annotation of a GenBank genome assembly. NCBI's taxonomy places the organism in Eukaryota, Metazoa, Nematoda, Chromadorea, Rhabditida, Anisakidae.
AUGCAAAUACUACCAGAAAAAGAUUCAAAAGAGUAUCAGUGGAUGCGAUCAGUAACUGAACGUUACGGAUUGAUUCGGCAAGGGAUUAUACUCGAGAAUGCACUGACCAAAUUCGAACACUCUGAUCUUUCAACGGUGAUCGAGAACGUUUUGAAGUGGAUUUCGAGACGACUUCAUGAGAUUGUUGAAGCGAUUCAGAAGUGA